AUGGUGGAGGGGUCGAUGUGUAAGGGGCCCAAGGUGGGAGAGGCCGAGUUGGGAGGGGCCAAGUUUUUAGGGGCAAGGCUUUUAGGGGGCGAGCUUCUCCUCCGGAGCUCCGUGAUGGCAGCUGUGGCUGGAGAAGCUGAGCUCUGCUUUCCAGAACUCCUGAACAGCUCCUGCAGGAGGAUAAAAUAUCCUCCCUCAACAUCCGUGCUCAUCUCCAUCACUCUGUCCUCCGUCUCUGUGCUCACCGUGACGCUAAACCUGCUGGUCAUCAUCUCCAUCUCACACUUCAAGAGGCUCCACACCCCGGCCAACCUCCUGCUCCUCUCCCUGGCUGUCUCGGACUGCAUGGUGGGCCUCCUCAUUUCCCUCCAGAUCUCUCUGAUAGACGGCUGCUGGUUCCUGGGCGACGCCAUGUGCGUCCUGUACUGGGUCCUGGACCACGUCAUCACCUCGGCCUCCAUAGGAACCAUGGUGCUCAUCUCGGUCGACCGCUACGUGGCCAUCUUCUACCCUCUGCACUACCCCGGGAAGGUGACUCUGAGCAGGGCGAGGCUGUGCGUGGCCCUGUGCUGGAUUGGCUCGGCCCUGUUCCACUGCCUUUUGCUGAUGGAGGGCCUGAGGAAGCCCGGCCUGUACGCGUCCUGCUCGGGGGAGUGCGUGCUGUUCGUGGACCCGGUGGGCGGCCUGUGCGACCUGCUGUUCUCCUUCGUGGGCCCCGUCUCCGUCACCGUGGUCCUGUACCUGCGGGUGUUCGUGGUGGUGGUGACUCAGGCCCGGGCCAUGAGGGCCCAGAGGGCCCAGAGGCCCCUGGGGCUCGGCGCGAGGAGCUGGAGCUCCGAGGCCAAAGCCGUGCGCACGCUGGCCGUGGUGGUGGCCGCGUUCCUGGUGUGCACGUGCCCCUUUUUCUGCGUCACGCUGGCGGCUCGGGACGCCGGCGUGAGCGCCGCCUCCGUGGCCGUGCUCCUCUUCUACUUCAACUCCACCCUCAACCCCCUGAUCUACACCAUCUUCUACCCCUGGUUCAGGAGCGGCGAGAGGAUGAGAAAGGAGGAGGAGAGGAGCUUAAAAAACGGCGGCGGUCAGCGGGAUCCUGGAGGCUGGAAGCUGCUUCCUCCUGAGGCGAUGGAGGACACAGAUCUCUGCUUCCCUCAGCUCAACGCCUCCUGCAGGAGCCCCAGGCGGCCGCACUUCGAGGUCCUGCUGAUUUACAUCAUGCUGUCCUCCAUCUCUCUGCUCACCGUGACGCUCAACCUGCUGGUCAUCAUCUCCAUCUCACACUUCAGGAGGCUGCAGUAUCCUGAGUCCAAGCUCAUAAUGACUUAUGUUGCUCUGUCCUCCAUCUCUCUAGGCACUGCAGCUCUCAACCUGCUGGUCAUCAUCUCCAUCUCACACUUCAGGCAGCUCCAGACCCCCACCAACCUCCUCCUCCUCUCUCUGGCUGUCUCUGACUUCCUUAUCGGCCUAAUUUUGUUCUUUUAUCAGAUCGUGCUCAUGGAUGGCUGCUGGUUCCUGAGUGAUAUCAUGUGUACUCUGUAUCAGUAUUUAUCUUACAUUGUCACUUCGGCCUCCGUAGGAACCAUGGUGAUAAUUUCUGUUGACCGUUAUGUGGCCAUUUGCCACCCUCUGCAUUACUCUACCAAAGUCACACAGAAAAGAGUGGAAAUCUGUGUCUGUGUGUGUUGGAUCUGCUCUGUGGUGUUUCAGAGUCUGAUUCUGAAGGAUAACCUGAAGCAGCCUGACAAGUUUGACUACUGCCUCGGGGAGUGUGUGCUUACUGUGAACUACAUAGCGGGAUACGUAGAUAUGAUCUUUUCUUUCAUCGUUCCAAUCACUGUGAUAGUAGUUCUGUAUCUCAGGGUGUUUGUGGUGGCGGUGUCUCAGGCUCGGGCCAUGCGCUCUCACAUCGCUGCCACCCACCUCCAGAGCUCAGUAACUGUUAACAAGUCUGAGCUGAAAGCAGCCAGGACUCUGGGGAUUGUUGUGGUUGUAUUUCUUGUCUGCCUGUGUCCAUAUUACUGUGUCGCCCUCUCAGGCCAGGAUAGCUCUCUAAGUACAGAAUCUGCAUCCUUUGUUAUAUAUCUGUUCUUUUUUAACUCCUGUUUGAACCCCAUAAUCUAUGUGUUUUUCUACCCCUGGUUCAGAAAAUCAAUCAAGCUCAUUGUGACCCUUCAGAUACUGAAGCCUGACUCCUGUGACUUUAACUUGAUAUGCUUCAGCAUCAACGAGGCUACUGUUCUGGGCCAAGAAAGCUCUUUCAAUGGUUCAUCUACUGUGUUUCUCAUAUGUCUGUUCUUCUUUAACUCCUGUUUGAACCCCAUAGUCCAUGUGGUUUUCUACUCCUGCUUCAGAAAAUCAAUUAAACUACCCUUCAGAUACUGA
This is a messenger RNA of Menidia menidia (Atlantic silverside), 2379 nucleotides long. Lineage: Eukaryota; Metazoa; Chordata; Actinopteri; Atheriniformes; Atherinopsidae. The record is from the annotation of a GenBank genome assembly.